UAUAAGGAAAGUACAGAAAAGCUGGUCUCCCUUGCCAGUGGAGAACUUCAUCAUAUUGUCGGGAUCUUCACUGUUUGACCAUUGAGAAUAAAGAAGAGGCCAUUUUCUUCCUUCAUAAAGAAUAUCCAUUAGAUAUAUGGACCCACCCAGGAUUGAAAUUUGUCCACAAGCUACUGAAUGCAGAGAGACUUCUGUUCGGGUGGUUCAGACCUGAUGCUCAGAGCCCCUAGGAAUCCCGCAUAGACCUGGCUCCCCUUCCUCUCUGCCCCAUGAUCCAGCAACUGAAGGGUUAACCCCUGACACAGCUGGAGGCCUCUGGGACCCAUUUGGGGCUGGUGGUUAAAUAUUUGGAACCAUCACCCCUGGACCUCCCCAGUGCCUUUGCUUAUUCCUAAAAUGCUGGAUUCAAGCAAUACCUUUGUAUUGUCAAGAGCAUUGCACCAGUCUCUAAGGAACAACUUCAGCUCUCCCACUGGAAGCUUCUUUCAGAGCAGAGUGGGCAUCUGGCCACACGGGCCUUUGGGAUUUGGAACAACCCAAGAUGUGCUUCUCUGCCCCGGGGCUCUUGUGUCACAUGUGGCACAGCUGUGAGUCGAGGCCCUGACCCCCUUCCCCCAGAAGGAAGAGUCCUUCCUGUCUGAAGAUGAACUCCACGGAGCCCCUUGAGGAUGCUCCCAACGGCACGUUGCUGCGCGCGCCUCGCUCCCAGGGAGGAAACAGCACCGCCAUCCCGGGGGACCUCCAGCACCUCAUCCACACGGCCACUCUGGUCACCUGUACUUUCCUGCUGGCGGUCAUCUUCUGCCUGGGCUCUUAUGGCAACUUCAUUGUCUUCUUGUCCUUCUUUGAUCCAGCCUUCCGCAAGUUCAGAACCAACUUUGAUUUCAUGAUCCUCAACCUGUCCUUCUGUGACCUCUUCAUCUGUGGAGUGACGGCCCCCAUGUUCACCUUCGUGCUCUUCUUCAGCCCCGCCAGGAACAUCCCAGACGCUUUCUGCUUCACCUUCCACGUCACCGGUUCGGGCUUCAUCAUCAUGUCCCUCAAGACCGUGGCGGUGAUUGCCCUGCACCGGCUCCGCAUGGUGCUGGGGAAGCAGCCCAAUCGCACUGCCUCCUUUCCCUGCACCGUGCUUCUCACUCUGCUUCUCUGGGCCACCAGUUUCACGCUGGCCACCCUGGGCACGCUGAAAACCAGCAAGUCCCACCUCUGCCUUCCCAUGUCCAGUCUGACGGCCGCAGAAGGAAAAGCCAUUGUGUCUCUGUACGUGGUGGACUUCACCUUCUGCGUGGCCGUGGUGUCGGUCUCCUACAUCAUGAUUGCGCAGACGCUGUGGAAGAACGCUCAAGUCAGGAAGUGCCCCCCCGUAGUCACCGUGGAUGCUUCCAGACCGCAGCCUUUCAUGGGGGCCCCCGGGAAGGGAGGCGGCGAUCCUGUGCAGUGUACCAUGCCGGCUCUCUACAGGAACCAGAAUUACAACAAGCUGCAGCACAUUCAGACCCACGGAUACACCAAGAGUCUUAACCAGGUGCCCCCCCCGGCAGCCAGCCGGCUCCAGCUCGUGUCGGCUGUCAAUUUGUCCACGGCUAAGGACUCCAAGGCGGUGGUCACCUGUGUGAUUAUUGUGCUGUCCGUCCUGGUGUGCUGUCUCCCCCUGGGGAUUUCCUUGGUGCAGGUGGUCCUGUCCAGCAAUGGGAGCUUCAUCCUCUACCAGUUUGAACUGUUUGGAUUUACCCUUAUAUUUUUCAAGUCAGGAUUAAACCCUUUUAUAUAUUCUCGAAACAGCGCGGGGUUGAGAAGGAGAGUGCUCUGGUGCCUCCGGUACGUCGGCCUGGGUUUUUUCUGCUGCAAACAGAAGACUCGACUUCGAGCCAUGGGGAAAGGGAACCUGGAGGUCAACAGAAACAAAUCAUCCCAUCACGAAACAAACUCCGCCUACAUGUUGUCUCCAAAGCCCCAGAAGAAAUUUGUGGACCGGGCUUGCGGCCCAAGUCACUCGAGGGAAAGUGUGGUCAGUCCCAAGAUCUCUGCUGGGCACCAGCCCUAUGGUCAGAGCAGCUCAACCCCCAUCAACACCCGCAUCGAACCGUACUACAGCAUUUAUUAUAGCAGCCCCUCCCAGGAAGAGAGCGUGCCGCCGAACUUACCGCCAGUAAACUCUUUGGGAUUUGCCAAUUCCUAUAUUGCCAUGCAUUAUCACACCACUAAUGAUUUAAUGCACGAAUACGACAGCACGCCGGCCAAGCAGAUCCCAGUGCCCUCUGUGUAGUGUCCUGGAGGCUGGAGACUCUUGGGCAAACCGUUGGUGUUUCGGGUACUAACUGAUUUCUUUUUCAUUUUCGUGAGACCAGCGGUAGAUGAAAACAUCAAGAUUCAGCAGAACAGUUGGCAGUUAUGAUCGUCUUCUGUCUCAAGUAUUGGCAUCUACUGAUUUGCUUUGUGGUUUCCUGACAUUUUAAGAUUUGAUGUAAAAAUUUAUAAUUUAGCUUUUUACCCUGACCUGUGCUCCGAUCUUUGAUACUAAACUUUUAAAUAGAUGCCAGGAAUGAUCAUGCUAGUGUAUUCAAGGAGAAUGAACGGAUUGUGACCAUUUGAGUCCGUGUUCGGGGUCUUCAAAGUACACCUGAGCUGGAUUUUUUAAACAAUGUGAAGGGAUGAUCUUCACUGAGGUGAAUUUUUUUAUUAAUUGAACUAUAAAUUUUGAUUCUUUGAAGUGUUCAAAUGGGGAACAAUACACUUUUUUUGGUAGCAGGUUUAUCUGAAUAAAUAAUCUAUUGUCAAAGCAGAAAAUCAGAAAUAUAUUCUCGGUAAUUACUUACCCAGGACACACACAGGCUUUAGGUACUUUGCUUUCCUAAGACAGUCCACCAAGUAUUAUGAUUACUACCAUUUCUUAUGAUAGACACUAUUACUUUGUGGGAAUUGACUAGCUGUAUCAUUCGUUUUUUUUUUAAAGAAAUAUGUUUUUGCUUGCUAAAAAUGAAUUAUUCUAUUUUGGAAUGAGCUUACCCAAGAAUCCUAGUGAAGAGAACUGCACUUGUAGUAGAGGAAUGUGAUUUCUCGGAGCAGAAGCACUAACUGGGGUCCUCUGAGCCAGGGUAUGGAGAUGUGGGGAGCAAUCUGGACUGCUGUUGUGUGUUAGAUGAUCUUCAUUACUGCUUAAGAAGGUGUGAGAAUGAGAUUGGGAGUAUUCUGAUUUACACGUUCCUUCUGUGUGAGGAUGAUUUGCUAACAAGCUGACAGAGAGUAUCCAAGUAACUAUUUAAAAAUAUUUUUUUUUCUUUGUUUAAAUAUCACUGCGGUAGAAAAAUUUUUAAGAUUAUCUGUUUGCAAACUAAUUGUUUUAUUUCUCUCCCAUUAAUCUUGGCGACAGGCAAUAAAGAAAACUAGAUUACAUAUUUCUAUACCUGGAACUAAUUUUAUGGUCUACUCUGUGAUUCCUAGCAUAACAACCAUAAAUUCAUAUUUUUAUGUAAAAAUAUUUUCAUUGUACAGUUAGCUUUUGAACUUGCUACAAUUUUGGAACUAUAGCUGUUAGACUCAAGAUGAGCAUCAAGAUCCAAAACUAGCUUUAGAAAUUGAUAUAUUUCAGAGCUGUUACUGCAGGUUGGAAGGAGCUUUGUUGUUUUGGGUGAAAGGGAUUCAAUGUAGAGCUCCCUCUCCAGGCUGUUGCCAAAUACAAGAGCGCCCCGAGUUGUAGAGAAGACAGUAGAUGCUCGGCUGGAGCUCUGCACAGCCUCAUCCAACAGCCGCCUUCCAGCACCGACCAGUCAUUCUGUUUGUGAGGCUUAAGUAUGAGAUAUGGGUUUUAUUUUAUUUUUAAAUUCACCUUUUAGGACUUUGUCCUUCCCUUCCUUCUCUCCUUUUUUCCUUUAGUUUUGCUAUUUAAAUUUUCUAACAGAAGAGAAAAUAUCCACUCUGUCACAUUUUUUUUCUUGUUUGUAAUUGAAUGCUAUUUUUGGAAGUCACUAUAACCUAUUUCAAUUAUGCUUUUAUAUUUUUAAUACAACACUGUUUCCAUUUAUUAAUACUCCCAUGAGAUAGGUUAGUAUAUUACCCCUUUUUAAUAAAGAACUAAGAAAUCUAAUAUCCUCUCCCAAGAUCAUUUGAAGAUAAUUCUAAUUAGGAAUUAGACUUUUGUCUAAAUUUAGAAGUGGGAAUUUAUUCCAAUAAGCCAAACAGCAUUAUAAUUAAUAAGAUUAAUCAAGAAGAUACUUCAUACUUUUUAAGGUAUGUAUCUCUUUUUUGGCUAGGCAUUUCCAGUGUGAUUCAAUAAAAGAUUUUUUAAAAGUAAUUUCUACUUGUAAAAUUUGAACUGACAGGUUUCUUGUAUGACCUUUGAGUUUGAGAUGACCCAUCUUUGGGAGGUAAAAGUUAUAAUAUAAAGAAAAGUAAGCAUGCGUAUAUGAGGUAUUCAGUCUCUUUAUGCUCAUCAAGAAAUUGCUGAUUUAACUUGCAUGAAAUACAUGUUGGGCUAGAUUCUUAGCCCUCCUUCACAUCUAUCUCUACAUCUGUGUGGAGAUACAGAGACAGAUAAAACUUAUCUCUUUGUAAGUUAUAUAUGUCUAUCUGUAGAGGGAGAUAUGGAUAGACAUAUAUAACUUCUCUAUAAGGGCUAUAUUGAGAACUAAAAAUAAUGAGAAUUCAGUUGAAUAUGACUAAUUAUUAGCAGGGUAUAUUAAUUAGUUCUCUUGAUGCUUUACUGUGAUGCAAAGUGUGUGAUGUAUUUCAAACAUUUUAUAAUAGUUCUGAUGUUAACCUUUAGGCCAGAUUUGUAUUUCUGAUGCUUUUAAUGUUCUUUUAAAAUAAUGUUUGGAAAAUAAAAAUAUUGAAAACCCUAACAUUUCUGA
Callorhinus ursinus (northern fur seal) is the source of this 4847-nucleotide messenger RNA. It is a transcript of the gene GPR75, whose product is annotated as G protein-coupled receptor 75. Gene Ontology annotation, cellular component: plasma membrane. Gene Ontology annotation, biological process: G protein-coupled receptor signaling pathway. Gene Ontology annotation, molecular function: C-C chemokine receptor activity. Lineage: Eukaryota; Metazoa; Chordata; Mammalia; Carnivora; Otariidae. The record is from RefSeq and is a predicted model, not a curated record.